AUGGAAAAGCGUCAAUCUAAUCAACAGGGCUCGUUCGUAGGCCACAAGGAACAACAAACCAGCAGAAGUUCUCCGCGAGGGUCCAGCAAGAUCUGCAGCAAGAUCUGCGGCAACUACUGCGGGAGCAACCCAGAAUACACACUUCAACCAUAUCGCGUUAGCACAUUACUCGACUCUAGCUUCUCUAUUGCUUUUUGGCAGAUCUUCCACUUUUCUUUAAGCACGACACCAUCUGGCUUAGAGGUUUAG
Messenger RNA from Botrytis deweyae, 249 nucleotides. RefSeq lists its product as uncharacterized. The record is from RefSeq and is a predicted model, not a curated record. The transcript has 2 exons. Lineage: Eukaryota; Fungi; Ascomycota; Leotiomycetes; Helotiales; Sclerotiniaceae. Bases 1 to 249 code for a protein of 82 amino acids.